CUUCUCAGAUUUGUGCUGUUACAUAACAGGCAACAGACCCAAAGGAAAUGGGACAAAGAAGGGCUAGUUGUUUUGUUUCCUGAUAGUUACUAAGUCAGACACCAUGUAAAGGAAGAAAACACCCCACAAGAUCCCGAUAAGGCAAUACCCAGGACACCUACUGUGUGAAAGAUCUCUAGAAGACGUUCCUGUUGAAGGCCCUGAAGGCAUAGAUGAAGAUGAUCCUGUUAAUUCUGACUACAACAUGAAACUGACCAAGUUUUCCUUCCAAGUUGAUAGGUCUUGGAAAGCCCAGCUGUCAUCACUGAAUGAAAGCAUAAAGAGCUCCAAACUGGAGGCUUCCUGUUGUGCUCCAUGGUUCCAGGAUAUUCUGCACUUGGAGUCCCCCGAAUCUGGUGACCAGAGUGCCAGUGUGCCAAGCUGGGCCUUCAUUCCCCAAGGCCUGCCGCACAGGCAGUACAGUUUUCCAUGGAAAAGUCCCGCCAAGACCAGGGAUCCAGGAAGAUUAUGGAAAAGAAUGCACAUCAGUGAGCAGGAGGAGCCCCUUGAGCUCGCAUGUGUGUCUGUGACAGGAUUCACUGCACUGUUUACUUGGUCAGUAGAAAGGACGGGCUGUUCCAUUGCCCUCUGGGAUUUGGAGACCCAGGCCAUGCAGUGUUUUUCCCUGGGCAAAAAAUGCAUCCCUGUAGACAGUGAUGGAGACCAGCAGCUGUGCCUCGUUUUGACAGAAAAUGGACUCUGUCUGAUUUUGUUUGGUCUGACCCAAGAGGAGUUUUUAAAUCGACUAAUGAUCCAUGGAAGCGCCAGAACUGUGGAUUCUCUUUGCCAUCUGAAUGGUUGGGGGCGGUGCUCCAUCCCCAUGCACGCCCUAGAGGUAACGGAGUUAAAUGUCUGGAGAAUUCUGCUUGAUAAUCCUUCUGUCCUAUACUCUGACUACAGAUUAUUGUAGUCGGUACAACUGGGAGAAUUUAUUUAACCUUGCACCAAAAGAUCAUCCAUUUGCUUAUUGUUGGCUAUUUCAUUACCCUAAUCCUGCUUAGCAGUUUUUCGUUUUUGACAUUAAAAGAUAUAAGGUUACAAUAACUACUAUUUAAAAAAGAGAAAGUUACAAGCACUGAAGCAACAAUAAGCUGAGGAGAAGAAAUGAUGUGGAAACAAGCUGUGGGAACCUGAAACAGGAAUGAUCCCUUAUUCCCACUUUGCAGUCCCCACACUUCUAAUCCAGCUGUAGUAGUGUCAGAAUGGAAUUUAUAUAGCAUUUUAUAGUUUACAGAUAUGCAUUAUCUAAAUUGUGCUAAAAUAACCACAUGAGAGUUCUUUAUACAUUCUGGAUACGACCCUUACGAGGAACAUAAUUUGCAAGUAUUUUCUCCUGUUCUAUGGGUUGCCUUUUCACCUUCUCCAUGGUGACCUUUGAAAUACAAAAGUUUUUAAUUUUGAUUUAGUUGGUUUCCUCUCUUUUUCUUUUUGGUUACUUGUGCUUAUGGUGUCCUAGCUAAGAAACCAGUGCCUAUUCUUAGGUCACAAAGAUUUACUUUUACAAGGGUUUUAUAGCUUUAGCUCUUACAUUUAGAUCUUUGAUGCACUCUGAUUAAUUUUUGUGUAUGAUAAGUGGAAGGGACCCAACCUCAUUCUUUUGCAUGUGGAUAUUCAGUUGUUCUAGCACCACUUGUUGGAAAACUUAUCUUUAUAUACUACAGAAUAUCAUUUUAGAAAAUGUAGUAAUAGGGAAAGAAAGAAAAUUUAUCACUCAUAAAUCUAUUACCCAAAGUGAUAUUGUUUACUCUUAGGGUUAUUUCCUUAUAGUUGUUUUUCCCUAUUUAUCAAUGUUAAUAAUCAGGUAUUACUAAUAUUCUUAUCCAUUUUAUAGGUAAAUAUUAUUUCCAUUUUAUAGAUGAGGAAACAGAGAGAGGUUAGGAAUUUUAUUCUAAUUUAGCUAUACUUGGGCAGUACGUGGUAGCACUAGAUGUUUGAACCCAGGCAGUGUGACUACAUAGCCUGUGCCUUACACAGUAUGUGUAUGUGUGUGUGUGUGUGUGUGUGUGUGUGUGUGUCUAUGUAGUGAGUUUAAUUAAGCUUGUGUGGAAUAUACUGCAUUUUCUGGCCUUAGUCUCCCCCAUAUACAAAUGAUGAAUAUGUAUGAUUUAAGUGAUAACAACAACAAUAAUAAAACACAUACCCUUAUUCCCACCAUCCAGGCAAGAACUCGAUUAUCUUUGAAUGUGCACCCCUCCUGUUGCAUGUGUCCAUCCCAGUCCUGUUCCCUUAACUCCCCCAGCCUCAGAGUUAACUACCAUUCCGAAAAUUUAUACCAUUCCCUUGCUUUUCUUUUUCUUACUCCAUAUAAAGAUAUACUCAAAUAAUGCUAUUUAGUUUUAGCUACUGUACAUAUAUUUGGGGGGGGGGGGCUUGCUGGGGUUUUUUUUUCAUUCAAAAUUUUUUUGUAAUUCAUCCAUGUUAAAUUUUAUAACUACAGUUUGUUCAGUUUUACCCCUGUAUAGCAUUCCAUUAUCUGAAUAUGUCUUAUUUAUCCAACUUUAGAUUGUUUCCAGUUGUUUGCUGAUGUAAACAGUGUUGCAGUAAAUAGUUUCUUACACAUCUAUUGUAGCACGUUUGGGAGAGUUUUCUUGGUAGUGGUAGAAUUGCUGGGUCAUAGCGCAUGUGCAUGUUUAACUUUACUAGAGUACUCUAGUUUUCCAAAGCUCUUUUAUUAGUUUAUGGUCUCACCAGCAAUGUAAUCAUUUCUAAUUGUGUUAUGUUUGGCAACACUUGGCAUAUCCAGAUAUUUUGGCAAUCUGAUAGUAUGAUGGAUUUUAACUUGCUUUAAUGUUGAACACCGUACAUAUAUAUACAUGUGGCUUAUUUUUGUAAAGUGACUGUUCAAGUCUUUUGCCUUUUUUUCUCCAGUGGUGUUUGCCUUUUUCUUAGUGGUCUGUAGUGUUUCAUAUAUUUUAGAUACCUAUCCUUUGUUAGAGGUGUGAUGAAUAUAUUCUAAUCUGUGGCUAGUCUUUUUACUGUCAUGGGGGUUCUUAAUUUAACGUAGUUCUAAAUUUUAAUUAGUUUCAUUAAUCAGUUCUUUGCUUUAUGAAUGUAAUUUGUGAUUUCUCCUAUGUUGAGGUCAUAAAAAUGGUUUUAUAUUUUUUCCUAUGAUUAAAAUUUUUGAGUUUUGCAUGUAA
Camelus dromedarius (Arabian camel) is the source of this 3176-nucleotide messenger RNA. RefSeq names its product spatacsin. Gene Ontology annotation, biological process: axon extension; synaptic vesicle transport; chemical synaptic transmission. The record is from RefSeq and is a predicted model, not a curated record. Lineage: Eukaryota; Metazoa; Chordata; Mammalia; Artiodactyla; Camelidae. Gene Ontology annotation, cellular component: cytoplasm; dendrite; axon. The coding region runs from base 245 to 949 and encodes 234 amino acids. The transcript has 4 exons.